AUGAGUAAAAAACUGUCAUUGGAGGAGUUUUUAGGAGAUGGUAUUCUAGGUGAGUCGGUCUGGAACGAAGACGAGAUCAACCUCGAUGCUAUUAACAACACUACUAAUCUAGAUAUCCUGAAGACGAAGUCCACCGAACAUGGGAAUGCUAGAACACCACACUUUGGUCCCGGUAUGAAUGGCCCAGGUGGACCUGGCGGCUCUUCUGGAAGUAUGCAAUCGCCAUCUAUGGGUGGUAGAGUCCACGCACCACCUACUAAUGUGAAUCCCAACGCUGAUUAUGUUGUUACGGGCCCACCUUACAUUAUAAAGUUUUCCAACUUGCCCCCAAGGUUUUCUGAGUUUGAUAUUAAGGAUCUAUUCCAAGCCAAGAGUACUCAAUAUGUCAAAUUUAAAUUGUUCUGGGAGCUGAACAAGAAUCCUUCAAUUGAUACCAUGAAAAACGGUACUGUAUUUGAAAAGAAUUUCAAGAAGAAUUGGAAAGUAGCAUUUGUUGAAUUGUUCACUGCUCGUGAUAUGGAUAAAAUAUUGAAAUUUUGGUCGACUCCAUUAAAAGAACUAUAUAACAUUCUAUUGACACCAGGUGAAUUCCCUGACUUUAAGGAAUAUAUUGCAAAAGCUACUUUAAUUACCGACCCAAACGAUGAUCCGGCAAAACCACACUUGGAGAAAGAGCUCGAACUUCAAAAAGAGGAGAAACUCAAAGAAAAAAAGACGUCUCCUGUUCCAACAACUAACAAGCCAAGUUAUUCUCAGAUAUUGGAAAAAUCCUUGAACUCUCCAUCACCGGCAGCUACUCCUCUCUCUGGUGGCUCAAGUGUUAUAAAUCAAAGCGGCCACACCAUGCAGCAUGGUGAUAAUUUAUCUAAAUAUUCAAAGCAUGAAACAAAUGAUAGUGAUGACGAAUUGAGCAAGAACUUCGAAGAUAAAGUAAACUUUGAUGAUAAUCAGUCAUCUAGCAAUGAUAAUAACGAUGGUUCACAAGCUGGUUCAUACAACGGUAACUACAAUAACUAUAAGCGUGGUUCUUCCAGAGGUUCUUAUAAUCGUGGUGGUAGAGGCAACUUUAAUGGUCGUGGUGGUAAUCGUGGAGGUUACAAUAGCCGUGGUAACUUUAAUAAUCGUGGAGGAUACCACAACCGUGAUGGUGCCAAUAAGGAUCAACAAAGAACUAAUAGCUACGGUAACCGUCAAGAUCGUAAAGAUAAUUAUUCAAAAAAUGAUGAUGAAAGAUCCAAUAGUAACAAAAGUGAUAAUGAUAGCUUGAGUGGCUUAUUCAAACCAGCUAGUGAUUUCUUGAGAGGCUCGGAUGAUAGAAAUUCCUCGAGAGGUGAUCGUGGGCGUGGUGGCCGUGGGUCUCAUAGAGGAGGUAGAUUCAGUACUAGAGGACAGGGCACUAACCGGUUUUGA
Messenger RNA from Nakaseomyces glabratus, 1410 nucleotides. RefSeq names its product Psp2p (gene PSP2). Gene Ontology annotation, molecular function: nucleic acid binding. The record is from RefSeq and is a predicted model, not a curated record. Lineage: Eukaryota; Fungi; Ascomycota; Saccharomycetes; Saccharomycetales; Saccharomycetaceae.